GUUAUUUAUUGAAAUGUCGAAGUUGACGAAGCAGACCACCGGCGAAGCGGAAUCACUCGAGCAAUGGGCGAUUCUUGUUCUACCCUGGCUUCCUCCCUCUGCCCUCUCCGCCGCAGCCUCAACCUGCCGCUCCCUCAGCCGCGUCGCCGCCACUGUCAACUCUCGCCGUGUCGCCGACGCCGCCCGCGGUCUCGAGAUCUAUCCCAUCCCAUUCCACAACCCGACCUCGGAUCCCACGCCCUAUUCCUACUUCCUCUACUCCCGCUUCCCCUUCUCUUCUCCGCCUCCCUUUUGUCAGUCCUGGGGCGGAAACCUCUCAAGGCCUGCAACCAACCCCUUCUCUCUUGCGAAUUUCAUAUCCAGUGUCACAACAGUCAGCUUUUUCUCUGGAUGUGACUGCGUCGGUUGCUCGAUCGAUGGGGGGUGCCCUUGCUCAGGUUUUGAUGAUGGUGGAGGAAUAGGGGUGGGGUCGUUGAGGGAAUGUGGGGUACAUUGCUCGUGUGGGUUGGAGUGCGUGAAUAGGACUACGCAGCGAGGGAUCGGCGUUAGGGUUAAGAUUGUUAGAGAUUUGAAGAAGGGCUGGGGAUUGCACGCGGAUCAAGUCCUGAACAAAGGGGAGUUCAUUUGCGAGUAUGCAGGCGAAUUUGUGACAACAGAAGAGGCGAGAAGGCGGUUACAGACAUACGAUGAGCUUGCAUCCACUAACAAGCUUUCACCUGCACUUCUUGUUGUGAGAGAACAUCUUCCGUCUGGUAAAGCUUGCCUGAGGGUCAACAUUGAUGCAACCAAGAUUGGAAAUGUGGCUCGGUUCAUCAAUCACUCGUGUGACGGUGGCAAUCUGAUGGUCGUGCUGGUGAGGAAUUCUGGUUCAUUUCUUCCUAGGCUUUGUUUCUUUGCUGCUUUAGAUAUUUCAGAAGGUGAGGAGCUCACCUUUAGCUAUGGAGAUACUCACCUCAGGCCAAAUGGCCUGCCUUGCUUUUGUGGAAAAGAAGCUUGUAUGGGUGUCCUUCCCUCAGAGGAAACAUAACAUGGCAUGGCCUAUUGUUCUUGUGAAUAUAUGAUGUUAGAUAAGCAUUAUGAUCUUUAGUUGAAAAGCUUAAACUUACAACCGAUAGACUUAUAAACUAAGAUGAGCUACAUAAAUAAAGCUAUUCUCCUCAUGUUCUUCUUUCA
Dendrobium catenatum is the source of this 1173-nucleotide messenger RNA. Its product is annotated as histone-lysine N-methyltransferase SUVR3. Lineage: Eukaryota; Viridiplantae; Streptophyta; Magnoliopsida; Asparagales; Orchidaceae. Gene Ontology annotation, molecular function: protein binding. The coding region runs from base 14 to 1027 and encodes 337 amino acids. The record is from RefSeq and is a predicted model, not a curated record. The transcript is spliced from 2 exons.